This is a messenger RNA of Saprolegnia diclina VS20, 822 nucleotides long. RefSeq lists its product as hypothetical. The record is from RefSeq and is a predicted model, not a curated record. The transcript has 5 exons. NCBI's taxonomy places the organism in Eukaryota, Oomycota, Saprolegniomycetes, Saprolegniales, Saprolegniaceae. The coding region runs from base 1 to 822 and encodes 273 amino acids.
AUGUUCCGCUUCAACUUUGACGAGACCGCCGAGGCGACCAGCGCAGCGCCCGCGCCUCCGCCGAUCGCCAAGCGGCCGGCCAAGCUCCACACGGAGAGCUCGCUGCAGGUGUGCGACGACUACUUUAUGCCCGUGACCGUCGGCGGCGCCGACCUGGCCGUCGUCAACCAGCAGCAUCCGCUCUUUGUGCAAAACACGGGCGCGCUGCAAAAGCUCUUGACGACCCACGAUCUCGAGACCGGCGUCUACGAAGGCGGCUUCAAGCUCUGGGAGUGCUCGAUCGACCUCAUCGAGUACCUCCAGCAGCACCAGGCGGACUUUCCGAUCGGCGCCUGCGGGCUCCGGGUCAUGGAAUUGGGCUGCGGCCACGGCCUCCCCGGCAUCUUUGCGCUUCAGCAAGGCGCGUCGCAUGUGCUCUUCUCCGACUACAACAGCGAGGUCAUCGAGCUCGCAACGAUCCCGAACACAAUGCGCUGCGCCGGCGACCGACUCCAUCACGCGUCCUUCUACUCGGGCGACUGGGCCAAUGUCUCGGAGGCCAUGGCGGCCAACGAAGAUGCAUCAUACGACCUCGUCUUGACCGCCGAGACGCUCUACACGGAGGACGUGACGAUUUCUCUCUUGGCCAUGAUCAAGCGUCACUUGAAGCGGUCCGGCGUCGCGCUCGUGGCGGCCAAGACGUACUACUUUGGCACGGGCGGCAGCGUCCACCACUUCAAGGACCUCGUGGCGCGCGAAGGCGACAUGGUAGCGACGACGGUCUGGAACGGCAACGACUGUCGCUCCAACAUUCGCGAGAUCGUUCAAGUGACGUACAAGUAA